ACCCCAGUCGCGACAGACGCCACUAGCGCACCUACGACUCAUCUCAAGCCUACGGACGCCGUCGUCGAUUAUCAUUUCAUUUAUUCUACCGUGCGACUAACCAGUCACCGCGUGCUUCAUCGUCGUAAGACUUGUUCAGUUAUAAUUAUUUGAUAUAAUUGUCUUUUGUUUUAGUUUUUUCGCCGCACAAGUGCAACCGCUAUCACCCGUACUGCGGAGAUAGCGUUCUUGCCUUUUUUGAGCAAAUCUUGUUCCAAACCGUUCUCGCUUGAAACCUGUGCAAUAAACUGCUUGGUCGUUGUAGCGCCAUUACCAGCACCUUCGCAUCCAUCAUAUUAUAGCACGUCAUAACGGAUACCUUCCUCUUCCGUGUCAAUUUGGCUUCCUGAACAGGAUUCAACGGUAAGUGAAAACUCAUUUAACACGAUAAUACCCUCAUUGUUUGCGUAAUAGUUCCCAGUCGUACACGACGAAAACGUGGUUUGCACCGUAUGACGGGUGGGGGGGGGGAAGAAACCGGUCGUUACAUACCGUCACGCACGAUUACAUGGCACACACCUUGCGCGAUGCAGGUGUGUCCCUCCUACGUGGCUUCCCUCCUACCAUGAUUAGGUAGGAGGGAAGCCGUAAAAUGUCGGAAUGUGUGCUCGGAUUGUAUAAUUCCGGAAUAAAAAUGCAUUUACACGGAAUGUAGAACUGCGGAAAAAGACAAUUUGUGAAACGUAUUUGUACGGAUUGUUCGUUCCCGGACUGUAUGUUUUCGGGGAAAAAAAUUGCAGUCAUGGACCGUAUAAUUCCGGAAAACACGUUUUUCCGAUCCGUAAUUAAGAACUGGAUUUCGUGGAAAAAAUUCAGGUAGUUACGCGUACCGUUGCUAGUCCCGAUCACUUAUUAUAAACCCUGUAUCUAUAAAACACCCAUUAUGUCGGAAAAUAUCAACUUAUUUCGUAUUUUCUUUUUUGACAACUUAUGGAAUCGGUAGCUCUAAGGAGUUGCAUUACCAUUAUUUUAGUUGCCCUUAUUCAAUGUUUUUGCGGUUGAAAUGAAUCCUUUUGGUUUUCAAACGAUCUCGUAAUUGCUUUAAAUAACAAAUGUAAAGGCUUAUUGGAGCUAGUUUUCUAAAUAUUCUCAUUCUAUCACCAAUCUACUAGCUGAUGUCCGUUUAAGAGAGGAGGGGGGGGGGCAGUGGCAUAACUAGGAAGAAAUAAACAUCGUUGUAAAACCGAAACAUUCCUCGCUCCGCUACGAAUCUAAAAGCGUGGUUAAGGUAGAAAUAUAUACGGGCGUUGUAAGGUCUGGUUAUACGCGCACGGUUGUGUACAUCCGAGAAUGCAAAAGUGGUUCAAACGUUUUCCAAGAUUCCGAGGUUACGCGGUUCGUGAUUAAUAAUUUAUUUUCUGACAAUGUACAAUGUACGGAGUAAUGUACGUUCCGUGUUUUCACAUGCGUCCAAGUAGGAACAUUGGAGCGCGGUACGGUCCCAUAGCCGCCGCGACCAGUACGCAAACAAUAAGCACCCCGUGCCCGCGUGAGAUAUAAAUAGAUCCGCCGCCGCCGCCGAUACGCAACUGUCACCGCCGCCGUCCCCCAUCGCUAUAGUCGUACGGAACAAAAACACACGCGCACCCCGCAACGACCGUAGCGAUAAACGACCUUUUAUUAUCGCCGAGCACACGCAUUCAACGACCCAUUGAUCCAUAUUCGCACGUAAACAAACGCCAGCUUGUUUAUCCAGAGCUAGGCACUUUGCGUCCGACGCCGAAACGGCCCGCGAACACCACGCCCCAUCACACGACGCAUGUGGUCGGAAGACGCCAUCGUCGGACAACGCCCGUUACCCACACCGCAUUCUGAUAGCGACGAUAACACGCAACCAAUACGACACCGCGGUACACAAACUAUGCCGCGACACGGCGGCCGGUCGGUCCAUUUCGGAAACGCGUCGAUUCCGCACCGCACACCGACACCAUCAUCACCUCCGCGCGCGCUACAACAGUCGACUUUAAUACCGUAUGAGGAUCCACGCACAGCGAGACACUCGCUGCCGGAAUUCUACGGUACAAGGUAUCGCCCGAGGGCCCGGUACGAUUUAUUAACAACUCCGAAUCGAUAUUGAGCCAAACGAAAAUAGGUAGGAAGGGGUGGAUGAAAACAGUCGAACCGCAGCUGAAAGGGGCUGUCAGUACCUGGUGGAAUACCACCAAAGUACUGGACUUGUCCUGGGACGAAUUCCGCGACGAAUUUUCAGAAAAAUUUGACAACGCGGAACUACAGUCACAACUGCGGGCCGUAAUAGUAUCUGUCCGACAAACACUCCGCACAGUCCCUUACGCAACAGUCCUUUCAUACUAUCGAAAAAUCAACUCGCGCGCCGUAAAACCACCUGGCCGGCCGAGCCCCGCGGCUAGCAAGCAUAAUGGCAGGACUGACGCGCGACGAGUUCCGCACCCACAUACGCCUCUAGCGCCCUACGGCGGACCGCCGGCGUCCUGGACCCCGCACCGGGCAAAUCACCGCCACCCCCCCUCUCACCCGAAAACGGACCCGGAAAAAAUCGCGUGACUGCGCAAACCGCGCGCGCCAACCAAACCUGUUACACGCGUAGAGCAGGGGGAAAAAAAUGCACCUAACUCGUGUAGGCACUGCGGUGGCCCGCACUGGAACAGCGGCUGCCCGCACCGCCCGUCCGUUCCGGGAAACGACCAUUGUGACGGCGGACACUAGUCCGACCCACCGCCUCAUCCGCACGCACACAACCACCCCUAACACGUUUAAUGUUUGGCAAUCACAACGGGGGAUAAACUAUCAAACGCGCAACAACAAAAUCCGCGUCAUCAGAUAUAUUGCCCGUCACAAAAAAAAUUACGAGAAGUAGUAGGUCUUCAUCACCACUCACCACGACUUCUACUUCGAAAUUUUAGCCAGUAUCCGUGGAUAAUACGCAUAGCACAGCGACAAUCGAAAAGAACGCCCUGGUAAUGGCGGUUCAACUCACUCUCAAAGUCACCGACUUCGCGGUUAAGACCCGCCCCUCGGUACUCGUCCUUGGCAGAGAGGGCAAACGGCCGGGGAAUUGGGAACUGUCUCAGACAGUGGGCACUCCGGUCGAUCAAAUAAACAGGGACAGGACAGCGCGCGAAAAUAGCGUCCUGGACAUACCACCCAUUACAGGUGACCAGACGCCCUCCAAAUAUACAACAGGGGACGUAGUGUAUUAUAAGGCGCAUACAAAAUUGUACGCCAGAAUGGCGCCAAAUAAGUGGGGGACCGUCAAGCUGGAAAAACAAGUCGGUAAAGGUGUGUUCCUAACCGAUCAACAACUAGCACAAAAAAUGCAUGUUUCAUGCCUUGAACGAGCGUCAACCACACACAAAUAGAAUCGCUGCAAUCACCACCUUCCCUCCCUCUUUAAAUUAAAACAUGUAAUCACCCAUACCUUUUUCCAGAGUUAUUGUUAACCCGUUCAACAGCGAUGGACAACCAACAACAGUUUCCAACGAACCCUUCUACAGGGAUCCAAGGGAUAUCCAAUUUUUUUGAGCAGGAAGGGAUGUUCCAGACAGAAGCGGAUAUGAUGGAAAAUGCAACGGCUGCACGGGUAAAGCAGCUGUCGAUCCAACAACUACGCCGUGAUCCCGUAUUAUGGUCAGCAUAUGUACGCGGAUGGGAAGAUUUCCGACGGACAGUACAAUUUCAAGCACCACCGAUGUCGGACAGACGAGGCGGACGGCCACCGACCGCACCGACUGGCCGCGGCCCCAGGCCCAGAGGGUCUAAUUUCACGGGCCAACCCCGACAAAUGGCGAACAAUCCGAUGACCAAUAUGGGACCACCCCAAACAACGGAAUGGCCGGGCAUGCAACAACCAAACGCCUGGUGUGAAACAUACAAACCAAGUCAGGGAAUACAACAAACGAAACUGUUCCUGCGGAAAACACCACCAACCGCAUCCGACCCCGCCAAUGCUGCAGCAAACGACUAAACAAUUAUUUAAUAUUUGUUUUUUUUUUGCCACACAAGUGCAACUGCUAUCAUUCAUAUUGUGCAGACAGCAGUUUUGCUUUUGUUGUGCAAAUUUUGUUCAAAAGCAUUCUCACUUAAAACCGGUGUAAUAAAGUGCUUGG
This is a messenger RNA of Cinara cedri, 4124 nucleotides long. The record is from the annotation of a GenBank genome assembly. Lineage: Eukaryota; Metazoa; Arthropoda; Insecta; Hemiptera; Aphididae.